AUGACUGUCGUUGCAUCAACAUCAGAUGAUUUCUAUGCAAACUAUGCAUUCGAAACGUCAGAUCCAAAGAAUGAAAAUUCAAUCAGGGUACCUCGGAAUACAACAGAAAACCGUCGACUGAAAUACGGUCAUUCAGAAGAUGAUAAUUCAGAUAUUGCAUAUUUGAAUUUUCCUGUUAUUAUUCCAUCACUUCUUUUCACAAUAAUUUCAAUGGGAUGUUUCAUAGGUGGAAUUGUAACAUCACUGAGAACAGAUUAUAUUCCGGAUGAACGCGAGUUAAUACGAGGGUAUGUCAUCGAAUACGGCAGCAGUCGUUUCAGAUGCAAUUCAACAAUUCCAUUCCCAACUGAUGGGCUGCCCUCCAUUUUGAAUUUAUUCGAGUUGAAUGUGAUUGGAAACGUUUUGUUUCGCUAUGCAGUUUGCAUUCCAAUUGUAAUAAGAGUUUUCAAUGCGAUUACUAUCAGAAAUCUUCUUCGUCACGAAUACUCCACGAAAUUCUCUUCAUUACACAAAGUUAUGGCAGAUUCUAUGCCAAUUUUCACAUUUGUCGAGGCUUUUAUGAUGUCUCUUUUCAGCAUUGUUACAGUACACGAAGAUUUUCCAGAAGCGAAUAGAUUUUUCAAAAUAGUUUUUGCAAUGUCAUCUGUGGUCAAUAUGUUAACUACAACAACCGUCAUGUUUGCAUUCUCUUCAAAUUCUGAAAGUAAAUGGGAUACAACUUCAAUGAUAAUGAAAUUGAUAUCCGUAGUGAUAUAUGUAUAUUUCAUGCCACAAUAUAUUCAAUAUCAUCAAUCUUCAAUUACUUUUCCAAUAUGUCAUUCCUACAUGCCCCAACUAUUUGCUCUCAUGGAAUAUGUGAUCAUUGCUGCUUAUGCAACUUUUCAUCUAUCAUUUCUAAUCGAUAUCCGUAAUAUUUCUUUUAUUUGCUUCCCACGUUCUGCCAGUGGAGAAUGUGAACCAAUUGAUCCUACGAAUUUCAAGAAAGGUGCCAAAUACGAACAUUGCCGAGCGUUCGAAUAUAAUCAGCGGAGAAUAAUGAGUCUAUAA
Molecule: messenger RNA, 1047 nt
Organism: Caenorhabditis remanei
Lineage: Eukaryota; Metazoa; Nematoda; Chromadorea; Rhabditida; Rhabditidae
Exons: 8
Coding region: 1-1047 (348 amino acids)
Biological process (GO): GPI anchor biosynthetic process
Cellular component (GO): Golgi membrane; endoplasmic reticulum membrane
Source: RefSeq, a predicted model, not a curated record